AUGAAUAUAAGACUAAGUUCGUCUAAGAGAGAUCAUGGAGUAAAGGAACUUUUAUCUAGUGAUCUUAGUGAAUACUGGGCUACUGAUGAUUCGCUUCCACAUGGCAUACAAUUUACAUUUUGUAAGCUUACUUAUGUUGAAGAGGUUAGGAUUUUUCUCAGUCAUUCACAAGACGACAGUUACACUCCUAGAGAGAUAGAAGUCUUAUGCGGACUUACAGAAAGUACAAUUGAUUCCAUAAUUUUAACAUCUUUGUUAGAACCAGAAGGAUACAUUGUUUUUAAUGUAAAUAAGAAAUGUUUCUUUUUACAAAUUAUUAUUUUGUCGAAUCAUCAAGAAGGAAAAGAUUCUCACAUACGAAAUAUUAAAAUAAUGGAAUCUAAAACAAAAGAAAUGUAUCUUAAAGUAGAACAAUAA
Messenger RNA from Vairimorpha ceranae, 417 nucleotides. Its product is annotated as anaphase-promoting complex subunit 10. NCBI's taxonomy places the organism in Eukaryota, Fungi, Microsporidia, Nosematidae. Gene Ontology annotation, cellular component: anaphase-promoting complex. Gene Ontology annotation, biological process: protein K11-linked ubiquitination; anaphase-promoting complex-dependent catabolic process. The record is from RefSeq and is a predicted model, not a curated record. Bases 1 to 417 code for a protein of 138 amino acids. The transcript has a single exon.